CGGGCGCGCUGUUUCUAAAUCGACUACGAGCCGCGCCCGUUGGGUGGAGCGCUAUUCACCCUCCUGCAGCUGCGCAACACACACCCUCCCGCCGUGCGCUGUCUGCUGCGCGUUCGUGCCCGGCACUGUUGCUCACUCAUCGCUCGCUUUGGGCCGGCGCGCCCCUUUCAUUCGUUUGCUGCAUGUCACACCAAACACACCUCGACCCUCUGCAAAGUACUCACUCCUCCGCUGUCACGUCCCAGCCCUUCCACGGUCUUGGCGCUACCUCCACCCUUCAGCAAUCGUGAGCAUUGAUUAGACUAGGUGGAAGUGGAGCCACGGCCUUACCCAUUCGGUUGUCAGAUCUUUCAGCCACGUUUCUGCUCUACCUUGUCACCCACCUCGCCCAGUGUAGCGUGAUCAGGCCGAUUCCGACCAGACACGCCCGCCGCGAGAACCUUCGAGGCCACUGCCACCCCGGACAUGCCUGAUUCUCUGUUCUCUGCUGGUCGUGCCAAAUUCAAGGAUACGCAGGACCAGUACGCUUCAGCCGCACCUGCCUGCUCUCCUGCCAUUCCUGCGACACCGGAUGAAGGCACGGGUGCCUCUUUCCCCGGAGCUCAAGGACGUGCCGACGUACCCUGGAACGAAGAACACUGUUCCUUUUUUGAUGCAUCUGUUCCACAGCCUUUCCCGCUACCUUCCGCCUCACCACAACCGCUCGCGACCCCAGCUCUAGACAAUCAACCGCAGCUGGAUUUGACCUUUGCUGGAACCUUCUUGCCCACUGACGUGUCAUUGCCCUCUCCCACGCUGGCCAGGACCGCGCCGACUUUUCGAUUGCCCUCGUUUGACGUCCUAGGUAUUGCUGCGCCCCACCCUGACCGUAUCCCGUUACACUCCACAUUUUCCUUUUCGUCACUCGGUGCUGGACCUUUAUCGAAACCAGAGGACCCUCUCCAUGCGCUCAGCCCACCAUUGGAGUUUCGCCGCCAAGCCGACAAGUCCGUCAAUUCUGCUGCCGCCAGCCCGAGAGCCAGCAGGAAACAGCUGGAACAUCAGGUGUCGACCUUCACUCCUCCGUCGGAACCGGGGACGUUCAAUUGGGGAUCGCUCGUGAGGGUUAAGACAGCGGGUGCAGGUUCCCCACCCAGCUCAGAACCUGGAGUAUCGCCAAAUCUUACUCUCACGGAAAGUGCAUCGGCGCCAGGGCAGGCUCCAAUCAUCGUGCCGACUUACGCGGACGAAAUAAGCGAGGCGGUUAGGAUGGCAUUCUGGAUUCAGAACGUCAAGAACAUUCUCACUACCGAGUCACAUGCUCUGGAACUCACACAAGUGAAAGUGCUCUCGCACGCUCUGCCUUGCCCUUCUCUUACUGGUCACCUCUUCGGCCAAGUCAUCGCGGCAAUACAUGACAGGACCAACUCGCAUACAUCGUGGAUCAACGUCUUCCAUGCCGUCCCCGGUCGUUUUACACUCUCCGAUCUACCCAAGUCGCCGCCGUCGACCCCGGGGCCAGCUGUUGGAGGAGACGAGUACUUCACAUCGAAAGUCUUUGACAGCGCCGUUGCCAUACCCGACUACCAGCUCGAUUCGAAACUUCUCCCCCCAUCUCCGCGGCCGGUCGUUCCUCCAGGAAGCAUCAACAUAUCGAUAGUCGAGCGAUUCAUACCACCUACUAACUACAAUGAGUAUGCGGAGAUGUUUGCGUUCAAAGGGCGGUCACUGUUAUUCGAUCGCUUAGUGGAGCUCUCGCCCGACAACGGCACACUUCUAUUUGUAUACCCGACACGGACUGGUGGGCGGACGUUCAUGAGGCACUACUUAGGACCGAUCUUAGACCCACUACUACGCACGGUGACAGUCAUCCACGAUCUGACAUCCGAUCUGGGGAAAAACCUUGGCACGAUGACUUCAGUAAACUAUCUGGACGAGUACGAGCAAUUAGCAGCGCACGUCGAGCAAUUCUGCAAAAAGUUGAACGGCGGCGAGUCCAGCCGGAAGAGCAUCAGCGAGCAACAAGUCAUCUACGAGGUCAUCCAGGCCUCAAAAGAGGAAACGAUGCUGGAAAGAUCCGCUUGGGCGGACGACUGGUGGAUCAAGCAAGAAAAGCCCAGGGUCCGUGAGAUCGUAACAAAGUACUUCCGGAAAGCAGCGCGUCUGCCCACCAACACAGAGAUGACGAGUGCGCAUCUCAUCGAAGAGGUACUGAACGGUGUAUCGAAUCGCGAGUACCUGGGCGGAGGGCCAAAGAAGGGCGUCGAAGUCGGUGUUUUCAUCAUCAAGAAGUCGCGGUCUACGUAGAACGUGGAUCUGACGAUACUCAACGACCGGAGACGCUCCAGUAGCAGUUGUUGCAGUGGGACCUGUCCCACAGAAGAGAGCGACAUCGGUGCACCGUGAGAGAAGAUGAGAGAUGAGAUGUGUUAUGGCUGGCACGGCGUUACGACACAACCUUGUGUAUGAAAAGCAAUUUCGCGAUACCCUGAUUCGCAUUGCAUGGCGUGGCGUUCUUUCGAUUCAUGAACUGCAUCCGGGCUUGGGCAUGGUAUGGAUAUGCAACAGUUGGAAAUAUAAUAUUAAUCAUUCA
This is a messenger RNA of Boeremia exigua, 2572 nucleotides long. RefSeq lists its product as uncharacterized. Lineage: Eukaryota; Fungi; Ascomycota; Dothideomycetes; Pleosporales; Didymellaceae. The coding region runs from base 466 to 2286 and encodes 606 amino acids. The transcript has 2 exons. The record is from RefSeq and is a predicted model, not a curated record.